Messenger RNA from Coniophora puteana RWD-64-598 SS2, 1321 nucleotides. Its product is annotated as DUF383-domain-containing protein. The coding region runs from base 29 to 1321 and encodes 430 amino acids. The record is from RefSeq and is a predicted model, not a curated record. NCBI's taxonomy places the organism in Eukaryota, Fungi, Basidiomycota, Agaricomycetes, Boletales, Coniophoraceae. The transcript has 7 exons.
CCCACAAUAGGGGCUUUCUCUCAACAACAUGUCCGCCCAGUUCGAGGAGCUCAUUCCGUUUCUGCGGGAAAAGAACCCGCAGGUGAGACAGCUCGCACUCUCCAAUCUGCUCGGACAGACACCACAAGGCUCACCUCAUCGCAACAUUUUCUUCAAUGGCCUGUCGGGAGGAGGUGGACUCAAAAAGCCCCAGGAGACAGAGGUCAUCAGGGAUCUCAAGCUGCUAUGCAGAGACCAACUCGCCGUCGCACACGAUGCCUUCCGUGCCCUCGUCAACCUCUCCGACUCGCCCCUGAUCGUUCCCCACCUCUCAGAGCCCUCCUUCCUCGCCUUCCUGGUGUCCUACAUACUGCACCCCGACGCCAUCUGCGCCGAUCUCGCAUCGAUGAUCCUCUCCAACCUCUCCGCCACGCCCGCCGUCUGCGCAGCCAUACUCACCCUAAAAGUCCUCGUUAUCCCUACCAACCCGGGCGCUUCGCCCUCGUUCUACCCUACCCAGUCGCGCUCGGGGACAUGUGCCGCGCCCGUGCCGUAUCCGACGCAGGAGCCGCAGGAGGUGCUCGCGCUGCCACUUCUGCUGGACGCGUUCGUGGAUGCCGUGCCGGUAGAAUUAUCCGGAAAGGAGACUCAGAGAAGGAGGAAAGCCGAGCUGCAUUUUCUGGCGAGCGUGUUCGCGAACAUCAGCACGGCACCCGCGGGCCGCCUCUUCUUCCUCACCCCGUGGCCUGCUGACGCCGUGCGCUCCACGGGCCCGGAAGAGUACCCGCUCGCCAAGAUCGUCGCGUUCACGGAGCACAAGGACACGAUUCGGCGGGGCGGCGUUGCUUCUACCAUCAAAAACUGCGCGUUCCACGGCCCAGCGCACCAGGCCAUUCUCUCGCCCGAGAGCGAGAAGGUCGCCGUGUCGCCGUCGACGCAGGCGGCACCCGGGAUAAAUGCGUUGCCGUAUAUUCUCCUUCCGCUUGCGGGGCCGGAGGAGCUCGAUCUCGAGGAACAAGACCGCCUCCCCUCGGAACUCCAAUUCCUCCCGCCCACAAAGACGCGCGAGCGCGACGAGGUCCUGCGCCUCACGCACGUCGAGACGCUGCUCCUGCUGUGCACGCACCGGUGGGGGCGCGAGUAUCUCCGCGCGCACGGUGUGUAUGAGAUCGUGCGGGGCGCGCAUUUCGAGGAGACAGUGGAUAGGGUGUCGGAGCAUAUUGAAAGGCUUGUGCUGCUGGUUAAGGGGGAUGAGGCGCCUGAGGAGGGUGAGGAGGGUGGGGCGGAGGUGGUGGUGGAGGUAGACGAGGAGGAUGAGGAUAGCAAGAUUGUGGAGGUGUGA